This is a messenger RNA of Vitis riparia (riverbank grape), 1241 nucleotides long. RefSeq names its product caffeic acid 3-O-methyltransferase-like. The coding region runs from base 41 to 1054 and encodes 337 amino acids. Gene Ontology annotation, biological process: methylation. The record is from RefSeq and is a predicted model, not a curated record. The transcript is spliced from 4 exons. NCBI's taxonomy places the organism in Eukaryota, Viridiplantae, Streptophyta, Magnoliopsida, Vitales, Vitaceae. Gene Ontology annotation, molecular function: protein dimerization activity; S-adenosylmethionine-dependent methyltransferase activity; O-methyltransferase activity.
AGAAGAUGAAAUACAAGAGGCAGAGCACUACUGCAAUGCCAUGCAGUUGGUGGCCUCCUCUCUGUUACCUAUGGUUAUGCAAACGGCCAUUGAGCUUGGCCUUUUUCAUAUCAUUGCCAAAGCUGGUCAGGCCUCUGCCUCAGAAAUAGCAUCCCAGCUGCGUGCAAACAACCCGGCCGCACCCAACAUGUUGGACCGCAUCCUCUACUUUCUCACCUCUCACUCUGUCCUCACUUGCUCUGCGCUUGAUGCUGAUGGUGGGCGGCUCAAGAGGGUGUAUGGACUCACACCUGUCUCCAAAUAUUUUGUCCCUGACCAAGAUGGCAUUUCAUUGAGCCCAUUGCUGACAUUGACUCAGGACAAGGUCUUCAUGGAUAGCUGGUGCCAUCUGAAUAACUCAAUUAUUGAAGGAGGAAUACCAUUCAACAGGGCCCAUGGAGUAAACGCAUUUGAGUAUACUGGCAAGAACCCCAGAUUCAAUCAGGCCUUCAACACGGCCAUGCUCAACCACACAAUUAUGAUUACUAAUAAAAUCGUUGAAUCCUACAAGGGUUUUGGGAAUCUUAAGCAGGUGGUGGAUGUUGGUGGCGGUCUGGGAACCACACUUGGUAUAAUCACAUCAAAAUACCCCAGCAUCAAGGCAAUUAAUUUUGACUUGCCUCAUGUUAUACAGCAUGCUUUGCCUCAUCCUGGGGUGGAACACCUUGGAGGAGAUAUGUUUGAAAGUGUUCCCAAUGGAGAAGCCAUGUUUCUGAAGUGGAUACUUCAUGACUGGAGUGAUGAACACUGCUUGAAGUUGUUGAAGAACUGCUACAAAGCUCUGCCAGAGCAUGGCAAGGCAAUUGUGGUGGAGGGGUUUCUUCCAGAAAUACCGGAGGGGAGUGCUUCUGUGCAAGCUCUCUGUGAAGGAGAUUUGAUUAUGAUGACUCAAAACCCUGGAGGAAGGGAGCGGACAAGGCAGGAGUUCCUGGACCUGGCAAUGGCAGCUGGAUUUGCUGGCAUCAGAUUUGAGUGCCUUGUGUAUAAUUACUGGGUCAUGGAAUUCUUCAAGUAAACAGCACUUAUAGUCAGACUCUUAUCUAUUCACGUUUGUGAGUGAAAAGUUGUGUUUGGAAGGUGAGAAACCAAAAUAAUUAUAUUUGAUCAAUGAACAUCUGCUGGUAAGUGAAUCAUGUGAUUCACGUCUUCAUUUGAUUCCAUUGUUGUUGUAAACUUCAUUUAUCAUCAUCAAAUUACUUAUA